This is a messenger RNA of Lachancea sp. 'fantastica', 1017 nucleotides long. The record is from the annotation of a GenBank genome assembly. NCBI's taxonomy places the organism in Eukaryota, Fungi, Ascomycota, Saccharomycetes, Saccharomycetales, Saccharomycetaceae.
AUGGCACCAUCUAACAAAGAGCUUGCAAGCUUGAUCGUCGAUUAUCUUUCGCGCGCUUCUGAGACCUCUCAAGUCCGUGAAGAAUUCUUGGAUUCAGUAAACGUGGCAGUUGACUGUAUCACGGAAGCAUUUGAACUAGAACAAGAAACAGUGGCCCAAACCCUGCAAAAGAGCUUCAAUGGCCAAAGUUUGGAACAACUUGUGGCUUCAGCCGCUAAAAACGGUUCUGGCUCGGAAACCUCUUCUUCCGUUGUUCCAGAGAGCGUUGAAGUGAACAUCCCAGCAGACGACGCUGAGACCAAAGCCAAGGCUGAGACGCUAAAAUUGGAGGGCAACAAGGCUAUGGCUGGCAAGGACUUCCAAUUGGCUAUCCAAAAAUACACGGACGCCAUCGAAAUUUUGCCUUCCAACGCCGUAUACUACGCCAACAGGGCAGCUGCUCAUUCGUCUUUGAAGGAAUACUCUGAAGCGGUGCAGGACGCCGAACUAGCCAUCAAAGUCAACCCUGCCUACUCGAAGGGCUACUCGAGACUCGGAUUUGCCCAGUACGCUCUGGGUAACUCCGAAAAGGCCUUGGAGGCGUAUAAAACCGUUCUCGACAUCGAGGGCGAGAAGGCUACCGAUGCUAUGAAGAGAGAUUACGACACUGCUAUGAAGAAGGUCGAGCAAUCUCUCAACUUGGAAAGAGCCGCACCUGGUGCUGGAAGCGAAGCUGACGCUACCGCUUCUCCAGCUGGAGGCAACGGCGGUGGAUUCCCAGAUUUGUCUUCCAUGUUCGGUGGUGGCGGCGGUCUAGGCGGUCUUGGCGGCCUCUUGAACAACCCUCAAAUGAUGCAAGCUGCCCAGCAGUUCAUGCAGAAUCCAAAUGCCAUGAGCGAGAUGAUGAGCAAUCCUGCCGUUAGACAAAUGGCCGAGAAGUUCCAGUCUGGUCAGGGUGCCCCCAGCAUGGCCGACAUGAUGAAGGACCCUGCUUUGAUGGACAUGGCCAAGAACUUCUUGGGCGGAAACAAGAAAUAA